AUGGUUUCGGUAACCACUAUUUUGAAGCUUCUCAGUCUUCCAGUUAAACUACUUUGGGUUGUUCUCAGUUACCCAAUCUUUGGUGGAGCAAACUUGAAGUUCAAAAACAAUUUGCGCAACUCGUUGAAAUUGACAAUUUUCCGCUUCGGGUUAUCCUUACCUGUUAAAGAUAGUGCUUAUCUUGCCAAGAAAUCAACUCAGCAAGUAAUCAACAGUUUGAAACCAGUCUACCCAAGGUUGACCAGCUUGCCAUCGUACGGUAAAUCUUACGACAAGCUCAACACAUGGGUUGUUGAAGCAGAAAACAGAUCUAAAUCAGACCCACUUGUGAUCUACUUGCAUGGUGGUGGAUACAGACUCAACACCGCCCCAGCUCAAGUUGAGUCCCUUUUGAAUGCAUACUAUUUGCUUGAUGAAGAAAAAAGGAAAAAGACUUCCAUCUUGGUGCUUGAUUACAGUUUGACCUGUCAUGGACACUAUGUUGGAACCCAGGUUUACGAAUUAGCUGCUACCUACAGAAAAUUGGUUGCUGAAGGUAACGACAACUUUAUCUUGAUGGGUGAUUCAGCUGGUGCAAACUUGGGAAUUGCGUUUUUACAAUACUUGAGACAAGAAAAGGAUUCCAACCUUCCUUGGCCAAAAUCUGCCGUGUUGAUUAGUCCUUGGGUUAAAAUUGUGCCAGAUGCGUAUCAGCUCACUCCAGGUCACUCGUACUAUGAUAACGAGAAAUACGACAUGUUGAGUGGAACUGUUGCCAGAAGUGCCGAGAGAAGACAGGCAAUGUUUGGUGGUGAAAACUAUGCCGACCUUUUGAAAUCGCCAGGAAACUUGCCCUACAAGAAAAGCGACUGGAGUGACAUUCCAACAUUCAACAACAAGGGUUAUUCCACUUUUGUCCUUUUUGGCGAGCACGAGCUUUUCAGAGAUGAUAUCCGCGAGUGGACCCAAUAUGCACUUGACUCACCUUUGACCGUUCCAAAGCAAGAUUCGAAAGGUGUUUUUGAUCCAAGAAUUCAUGAGUAUAAAACUACUGGACAAAAUGGUGCUUUUAUUGACGUUGUGCUUGAACCAUGGGGAAUUCAUGUUGCUCCUUUGCUUUUUGAAAAUGAUGUUACUAAGGCAUUGGAGAAACAACCAAACUUGAAAUUGAAGGAUAUAGACGAGAGAAAGUUUUUGGGAACAGUAAAGAUUGCUCUGUUCUUGAAUCAAGUUUUGUGA
Molecule: messenger RNA, 1218 nt
Organism: Lodderomyces theae
Lineage: Eukaryota; Fungi; Ascomycota; Pichiomycetes; Serinales; Debaryomycetaceae
Exons: 1
Coding region: 1-1218 (405 amino acids)
Source: RefSeq, a predicted model, not a curated record